Messenger RNA from Tigriopus californicus, 1171 nucleotides. RefSeq lists its product as uncharacterized. The record is from RefSeq and is a predicted model, not a curated record. Lineage: Eukaryota; Metazoa; Arthropoda; Copepoda; Harpacticoida; Harpacticidae. The transcript has 3 exons. The coding region runs from base 120 to 1097 and encodes 325 amino acids.
ACUCACAAAUUAAUCUCGAUUACUCAGUUUGCAGUGAGGCGGUCGUGCAUUUGGAAGGAAGAAAUCAAUUUGCUAUCCUUGUUGAAAACAAAAAUCGAGUCAGUACUAUUAACAAUAUAAUGAAGUUGUUCUGGCUGCUAAUGUUGGUUCCCGCUUGGGUGGGGGCCACGGACAAAAGACUAUGCCCAGAGGGUUACCGCUACGGUGGAGAGGACACCCCUGAACACGCCUUGAACAAAUCGGGCAAUGCUCUGGUCAGUCGAGAUAUUUGGUAUGAGGAGGCAGAUCGAUCUCCGGUCUACAGUUGCUACAAAGUCAUUGGGCAUAGGAAGUCCUGGUUGGAGGCCAUGCACCAAUGCUGGGACGAUGAUGCGCAAUUGGUGAGCACUGAGGACAAUUUCGAAAUCGUUAGAAUCGUCAGGUUGUUUUUCUCGGAACAUCCUAACCCUCCCGAAAACGGUCUCCCUGACGAACCCCGAUCCAAGGAUAACAACGCGUUUUUCACCUCAGGCCUGUACCAAUAUGACGUAAAGGAAUGGAAAUGGUUGGGAUCAGAGAACGAUUUCCGGGAUGAUCUGGAAAUUAACCAAGAUUUGCAUAAUGGCAUCGGCGGUGGAACCCAAAACGAAUACCGCGAUUGUUUGGCUCUCACCCAAGAUGGACCCAGCUUACACUUGACUGCCGUUCCUUGCAACUAUGAGAACCAAUUCAUCUGCGAGGCCCGAGUUCAAACCGUGACUUAUUACACGUGGUUCGUGGCCAAUUGGGUGGACUUCCUGCUCGGCUUCCUCCUGAUCAUUUUGUUUGUGUCAUUGUGUGUAUCUCUUUGCUCGUUCUCGUCCACCAAGACCCACCGAGGACAGACCGGACCCAUCGGACGUCGUCCCAGGACCACUGACCCCAACUCUCAAUUUGCCGUAGGUACCGUGGACAUGCCUCCCAGUUAUGAGACCACAGUAAAGAUUCAUCGACCAGAUGAGCAGGCCAGCGAGCUCCCCGCCAAAUUGAACAAUGGGAAUGCUCCCCAAACCCGGAUGGAACAAAUCCAAAACCGCGGCCGAGAAGUCAUGGGAAAAUUGUACAUUUACAGAAAGUAAUUCGAGUAUUCGUGGAAGAAUUUAGUUUCUGAUCCAGACUGGAUAAAUUCAAAUAAAAGUUAAUUACAGACGGA